This is a messenger RNA of Nelumbo nucifera (sacred lotus), 1674 nucleotides long. It is a transcript of the gene HDA08, whose product is annotated as histone deacetylase 8. Gene Ontology annotation, molecular function: histone deacetylase activity. The record is from RefSeq and is a predicted model, not a curated record. NCBI's taxonomy places the organism in Eukaryota, Viridiplantae, Streptophyta, Magnoliopsida, Proteales, Nelumbonaceae. Gene Ontology annotation, biological process: epigenetic regulation of gene expression.
GUUUUUUCCUCGCAAGCAAAGGGGAAGCCAUUUGCAAAGUUAGAAGCCGUUGCAUUAAAGCCCUCCCCAACGGGGGCAAUUCAACUCAGGCUUAAGCCCUUGCAAACGGGGUUGCAACCGCAGCAGGGAAGCUUUGCGGUUUGCAGUGUAAGAACCAGAAUCUGAAACCACCGAGCACACACGGAUCAUUACCACCAACUGCUCUAACUUCCUGAUUCCAGGUUCUAGUGCUUAGGACCUCAAAAAGAGUAGUCGUUAAGGGCUGUUUGAAAGUCACCCCAGCUUUUGAUUCCUUAAUAAUUUCCAUUCAUGGCUUCUCCUGCUUCUUCAUCGUCCAGUCGCAUUGACGUGUUCUGGCAUGAAGGGAUGCUAAAGCAUGAUACUGGAGUCGGCGUCUUCGACACCGCGAUGGACCCAGGUUUCCUCGAUGUCUUGGAAAAGCACCCGGAGAACCCAGAUAGAGUGAAAAACAUGGUCUCUAUCCUCAAAAGGGGUCCUAUCUCUCCCUAUAUAUCUUGGCAUACCGGAAGACCUGCAGAUAUCUCUGAUUUGCUCUCGUUCCAUACACCAGAGUACAUAAAAGAGCUUGUUCAAGCGGAUGAAGCUGGGGGGAAGAUGAUCUGUGAAGGGACUAUCUUGAACCCUGGCUCUUGGGAUGCUUCCCUUCUUGCUGCUGGUACUACACUAAUGGCUAUGAAGCACAUACUGGAUGGCCACGGGAAGAUUGCUUAUGCAUUAGUUCGGCCUCCUGGUCACCAUGCUCAGCCUGCUCAAGCCGAUGGAUACUGCUUCCUUAACAAUGCUGGCAUUGCAGUUCAAUUGGCUUUAGAUUCUGGUUGUGGAAAAGUUGCCGCCAUUGACAUUGAUGUCCAUUAUGGCAAUGGAACUGCAGAGGGGUUCUAUCGCUCAGAUAAUGUUCUUACAAUCUCUCUUCAUAUGAAUCAUGGUUCCUGGGGUCCAUCCCAUCCACAGCAAGGAACUGUUUAUGAGCUCGGUGAAGAUAAAGGAUUUGGGUUUAAUUUGAAUAUACCUCUGCCAAAUGGGACUGGUGAUAGGGGCUACGAGUAUGCCAUGAAUAAAUUGGUUGUCCCUGCUAUUCAGAAGUUUAAGCCUGCUAUUAUGGUUAUGGUUAUCGGCCAAGAUUCUAGUGCUUUUGAUCCCAAUGGAAGGCAGUGCUUGACAAUGACAGGCUAUCGAGAAAUGGGAAGGAAAGUGCGAAAACUAGCUGAUGAGCAUUGUGAUGGGCGCCUCCUGAUUGUGCAGGAAGGUGGAUACCAUGUUACAUACUCCGCAUACUGUCUUCAUGCAACCCUUGAAGGUGUUCUUAACAUCCCAUCUCCUUUAUUGUUGGAUCCCAUUGCUUAUUAUCCAGAAGAUGAAGCCCUGGCUGUCAAAGUUGUUGACUCCAUCAAGCGAUACUGGAAGGACUCUGUACCACUCUUUGGAGAAGAGUCAUGAAGAUGUAGGAGGUACUUCACUCUCAAAUUGGUAGUUUUCUUAAUAUGAUUGUUUAUAACUGUUCUUCAAAUUGUAAAGGGUAUGGGCAAGGGCUUAAAUAUUAUAUUUUAUGUUGGUUAUAUUGUAGUUCAACGUUGAAUAUAGACACAAAAGGAGAUGCACGUGUAUGUAGAUCAGGACGUGUGAUGGGAUUUGUCAAGGAGAUCUUAUUCAUUA